GAAGUCUGCUGGGCCUGUGGGUCUCUCCCUGGCCGGGGAUUGAACUCACGCUGAAGGAGCAGGUAGCAUCGUAGAGCUGCACCUUAACCCUCUGCGCCACCAGGGACCCCAAGCCUAGGGCUGCAGGCAGCUUCUAGAAAGGCAAAGAAACCUAUGUCCCCUCUCUCCAGCAAGACCCAGUCCUGAGAAUCUAGUUCAGCCUCUGGCCUCCAGAACUGUGGCUGUAUCUGUGCUGCGUUCAAGACUAACGAGCGGCAACGUGUGGCAUUAACAGGGCGCUAGGGAGCGUCGGCUGCCUUGCAAGGUGGCCGUGAGCUCCGAGCCCGCGUGGGGAAGAGCCUGGCCCAGGGCACGGAUCGGUAGAGCCACACAGCCCCGGGACUCCCCCUCGGGGCCAGGAGCGUGGACAGAUCUACCACGCGGCUCGAUGCCUGUGCUACGAAGUGAACCACAGGCUCCCUGGCCCGCCCCUGGCACGUGUGGGGCUGCCAAGGUGGGCUCCCAGGAGACCCUCAGCCCUCGGCCCUGGAGGGCGGGAGGUGCAGGUGGGGACCCUGAUCCUCCUCCCGGGCGCCGUGGCCAUGUGCGCUGGGGGCCACUUCCUGCUCUUGUCCCGGGGAGCUUCCGUGUCUGCACCGGGCAUGGGCUCCUCCUUCCAAACUCUCUGGCCCUUGGACUGGCACGCGGAGGUGGCGCGUGGCGCCUGCUGUCCGCUGUCCUGGCAGGGGCUCCCGGGCUCCUCUGGGCAGGGCCGGCGUGGUGUGCAGUCUCCUCAGCAGCGGCCGCAGCUCUGUGCUCUGUCCUGGGCCCUGGGCCCUGGCCUUGCAUCAGCGGUCCAAUGGCCUCUCCAGCAUGGGGGCAGGAGGCGCUGGGCGGAGCAGCAAGGUGCUGGGCCCCGCCCUUUCCCCUCCGGGCUCUCGAAGGCCCCCUGGCCCGUGGCCAGCACCCUGCCCCCUCUCCCGGCACCUCAGACGCUGCCCCCUCCGGCCCUUCACAGGGACGUUCGUCUCCGCCUUCACCGUGCUGUGCGGAGCCCGCACCGACCUCCCAGACAGGCACGUGUGCUGCGUCUUCUGGCUGAACAUCGCCGCGGCCCUCAUCCAGAUCCUCACGGCCAUCGUCAUGGUGGGCUGGAUCAUGAGCAUCUUCUGGGGCAUGGACAUGGUCAUCCUCGCCAUCUCGCAAGGCUACAAGGAGCAAGGCAUCCCGCAGCAGCUGUGAGGCUGUGGCAGCCGCCAGAGAGGCCCUGAAGUUUGCACCAGGCGGCGCUGGACACGAGGACCUUUACGUGUUUUCUUCUGCUGCUUGCUGGGCUGGGAGUGGAAAGCGGAUCUUUAAAAACACUCACUGCUCGCUGUGGAAAUGCAUCCCGUUAUCAGUAGGCUGAGGGCCGCCAGCCCCACCCCCUGCUCAUUGGGCACAGGCACCCAGGUCUCCAGGGCGGUGGGGCGUGGGGUGACCGGACGCUGAUGGAGGCUGGGAGGCUCCGGCUCGCCCCGCCACCCACGGGCCCUGCCUUGUGAGGGCCCUGGAGCUGCCAGCGGGGCGCACCCUUCCUCUGGGGCCCUGGCCUGCCAGAGCGGUCAUCCGUCAGGGCAGGGGUGUGGAUGGACAGACGCCAGCCAGUGUGGAAAGGCCCGCUGCGUUCUCACCUGCAGGGUGGGGGCUCCCCCGCCGCCCCCCCUGAAGCCCCUGCCUUUGUGUGCUCUGAGCUUUGGUCCCAGGGAAGGAGCCAGAAGGGCCAAAACUGCUGGACGCACCAGAUGUCCACACGCAAACCCAGGUCUGACUGCCACGCUGGCGACCUUUCCCGUCCCAGAGAGCAUGACCUCUGCACCACAGUCCUCUGUGGGAUCCUGGGGGCCGGGGGGCCUCUGGCUGCAGACGCUGAGGGUGAAGGAAGGGAGUGGGAGCCGUCCACUCCGCGCCCCUCACGUCUGACAGGGCCGGGGGCGCGCCCCGGCGUCAGACACGCGACGGUCUCUGUGCAGAACAUGUGAACAGUCAGAGGAAUUGAGAGCUACAGUCCCCUUCAACAGCCUCCCCGCAGCUCAGGUCAGGCUUUGCCAGCGUGCAAGUCACGGGAGCGAGCGCAUCGUUCGGGAGUCUCACGGGGCUCAGAAUUAAGGGGGAAGCGCGUGGGGACGUGGACCUCUGUCUCGCCAUCGAAGCCGUCGGACGACACGCGGGCUGCUCGGGGCUUCCAGUCUGCGGAGGCUGUGGCAGGCACCUGCCACGAGGUCCACCUGAAGCCCAGGGACGGAGGCUCACGCUACAGCGGCCUGACGGACCGCACCCGCGGGCCCGUUUGCGUGUUCAGUGGCGCGCAGGAGCAUAAACGUGCGACUGGUCGGGAGCCAGCUUCCCGGCCUGGGCAUCGUGCUCUUGGCCUCCCUGCCUGGGAGGGACUCAAUUCAGCCAGCGGUGGAGAAGCCACACCGGCGUGGUCACGGACGGUCAGUUCGGACAGUCCGCGCGCACGGGGGUGGGCCUCAGGCCCUCGCCCCCGGGUUCACGUGCCGAGUCCUGGCCUGCCUCCCCUGCUCCUGGCCUGUCCGGCUCUGCCGUCCACCCCUGGCUCCCAUGGACAGCCGGUCCCUCUUCCCACCCGGGCCGCGGUUGCCCUUUCGGAGCAGCUGACCGCGUCUCUCCCUGCCGUCCCUUCUUCCCGACCCCAACUGAGGCCUCCGAUUUGGAAGCGCCUGUGUUUUCAGGCACGAGCCCAGAUUUGAUUUGUUGGGGAAGUCAAACCCCUUCUCGUGGGAAGGCCCAGGAGAGACGGGCCUCGAGGAAGCUGCCCCCCGACAGAGCCCCCCCGAGAAUCAGAUGCAACCGCUCCAGCUGAGGGCAGUAAGGCCCAGCCCCCCUCCCACGGCCCUUCACCCCAACAGCUCCAGGGCGUGCCCGCUCCUGCAGUGAUGGCAGGCCUCAGGUGGGGGCUGCGCCCACGAGAGAGGGGGGGACUUCUUUUCCUGGCUCGGGCUGGGGGUGGCUGCUGAGGGCGUAGAGAAGAGCGACAGUGAAUGCCGCAUGUUUAGUGACACAACCAGACGCAGGUGGGAUUUUCGCGAGUGCCAGGUGCCAGUCAGCAGUGUGGCUGGCAGACAGGGGUCUGCUCCACGCGCACAGCCGUGCCUCGCCCCCCGGCCCCCGCAGGGGGUCUUCACGCUUGAGGAGAACCAGCUGCUCGGGGAGAAGCCUCUCUCCUACCCAUCCAGGUGAGGAGGCUGAAGCAACCACGAGGACCACACCUGUGUUCUCAGCAGCUGACUCGGGGCUGCAGGGUCAAAACGGCGACUCUGACUCAGACCAGCACACGGUCUCGGCCGCCCUGUCUUCAUUCAAGGGUCAGUGGCUAGUGGAUUCCAGGUGGUCUGAGCUAUCCACGCGGGCUGAGCUAACUAUCAAACACCGGCCAGCUGGAAAGCAGGCCUGUCCUGCCAGCCAGAGCUGGGCUGACAGGCAGCCAGCCACAGGGCGCAGGCUCCUGACCCCCGCCGCUGCCCUCAGCAGCGGACUUCGUGGGUCGGCCUGUUCUGCUCCCCGCUCUGUCUCGGGUGAAGCCUCUCACCCACCCCACCUCUGGCCUGUACCCUGGUUCCUGUGUGCAUACAUAAAUAAAUAAAUAAAUAAGAGUGCAGAAAGGAAGAAGGUCACGUGGCGAGCUUCUCCUCGAGGGAACGGGCCUUCACGCAGGAGCACGCAACUGCGCCCUAUGCCAGCCCGAGCCGCGGCUGACCCCAGGGCCGGGACGGACCAGCCCCGGGAGGGGACGAGGGCUGGGCCGACGUGGUUCUUCUGGGCCGGCCGCCUCUGAGGCCCGGCGCACGUGCUCUUGAGUGAACAGCCUGCCUGCCUGGCCGGGGGAGCUUGCGAGGGUCACCUCAGGUCCUCUGGGGUCCUCGGGCCGCCGGCCAGAACGGUCCAGCUGGCUCCAGGGCCACCGCAGCUUUCCACGCCACUGGCUCUUCCAUCCAGCGGGCAAAGGGGGCCCCCGUGCAGUGGCAACUGCUCGCGUGGCUGACGGUAGAUGCCCCAGCUGGCGGUGGCGACGCCGUGGCAUUGCUUCCUCUCGCUGGCGUGCCUGGAGCGGCAUGAGCGUGUCUAAGCCACACCGGCCUCCCUAGAGACGCUGAACCCUCCCUUCUGCUGCCGCCACCGCCAGGCCCUCAGGACCGAGCUGAACAGGCAGGUCAGCCAGAAUCCUCAGAGGGCCACUGCUCUGGCGCCCCUGUCUGCCUAGAGGCUGCCUAGAGGCCUCCAUGCUGUCCUCGGCCGAAAAGAGGGUGCCCACGUCCGAGGACGACCUUUCCGUGGGCCUCAAGUUCACCCUUCGAGGCUCCGGAGGUGACAGCUGUGUCUCAGGCGGACCUUGGUCACUGCCGAAGCCAGGCCUCCAAGCCAAGGCCGCACGAGGACCCCAGCACUAUCGGGGUCGCCGGACACCUCAGGGUACACUUGAUUCUGUGCGUUUCCAAGCCUUUCCCGGGCUCAGAUUAUGCCAAGUAUUUCACGGGCUCGGGAGCGCCUCGGGGCCUCGGCAGAGAAGUCAGAGCUGUCCCACCAGAGGUGUGAUGGGCUGAGUCAGCGAAAGCCGCUACCCUGCAGGUGUGAACGAAAGGAGCCUCCAGGCCACGGCCCCUCCCGCCCCUCUGCUCGUCCUGGGCGGGUGGUUGAGCUGACCGGCACUGCCUUCCCGGAGCUUCAGAGAGCUUUCCCGAGAGGAAGGUCUUGAUGAGCGGCCAGCCACCGGCCUGCGCCCCCAGGCCUCAGGCUCGGAGAAAGGCCCGUGCUUGUCCGUGGCCAGUCACAAGAAGGGGCGUGGGGGCACAAGGGGGUGAGGAGGUGGGGGGAGACCGAAAUGGAGCCCAACCUGCGUGGAAGGGAACUGGGGUGCGUCCCGGCUUGGGUCUGUCACCGCCCGCGAGACCUGAGUCGCUUUACGGACAGGCGCAGGGGAGAAGGGGAGGGCAGCUCUCCCGGGAAGCAGCGGGCCAGGCCGCCCUGCUGUGUCCUGGCCGCCCCACCGACUCCCGCUCAAGCCUCAUGGAAAAUUCCAGUGCGAGCCAGCGGAGAGCCUCCAGGCCAGCUGCAGCCAGGGGCGUUUUCACACAGUGACGUAGCCCAGGAGUUACUGAAGCGGUCACUCGGCUGGUGGCAGGGGGAAAGGGGGCCCCCCGCCCCCGCCAAAAGAGAGAAGACAGCCACUGCAGUCGCGUGGACGGGGUACAUCUCCCGGCCCAGGCGGCGGCCUGCCCUGCCCACUGGCAGCUUCUGCGGCCUGCGGCCCGCCGUCCCUGCUGGACCUGGGGCGCUCCCUGGUGCAGGCCUCCUCCCUGCGGGGUGCCCAGCCGAGGCCCGGGGAGUGGCCCCGGGGAGCGUCCUCAGCGGUGGCCUGUGCUCAGGAGGGGCAGUAUUUAUAUUUUUGUUAAAA
Molecule: messenger RNA, 5434 nt
Organism: Condylura cristata (star-nosed mole)
Lineage: Eukaryota; Metazoa; Chordata; Mammalia; Eulipotyphla; Talpidae
Gene: STUM
Product: chromosome unknown open reading frame, human C1orf95
Exons: 3
Coding region: 853-1221 (122 amino acids)
Source: RefSeq, a predicted model, not a curated record